Cooperia oncophora is the source of this 690-nucleotide messenger RNA. NCBI's taxonomy places the organism in Eukaryota, Metazoa, Nematoda, Chromadorea, Rhabditida, Trichostrongylidae. The record is from the annotation of a GenBank genome assembly.
CUGUUAUAUUUUGUUUACAGUUGGUCGAUUGGAGCGUUUAUUGUCGCGAUACUUCUCGCGAUUGUCGAUUGGUUGGUCCUCCAUACCACAGUAACAAUUCACAGGCUACCUUUUUGCAGCUCAUUUGGCUGCCUGACAAAUGAUUUUUUUCGCGCUUACUGGGGCCUCUCAAACAUGGUGAUGAACCUGUUAUCGUGUCUCUUCACAGUGGCAGUCAUGUAUAAACUCUGCAGAAGCUCGAAAUCCACCUUAUUAGUUGACGAAAUUGAAAGACAGAACAAACACAAGAUUGAUAGACAAGCGAACCGCGUAUCACUGUACAUUUUGCUCGUGUCAGCCUUAAUGGGUGUUGUGCCAGGAUGCUUGAAUGGAGUAGGGACGAUUAUCAAAUUUCCACUGCUGGAAGAGGUUGCUUUCUUCGUCGGAACGUGCGCCACGCUCUCCGGCCUGUCACAUGCUUUCAUAUUUGCUAUGGCUCAUCGAGACAUCAAGGAAUGCAUUCUGAUGAAGAUUUUUAGGCGACAUUCUGUGAAGCGUGUCGAACGUGCCAGCAACGCAACAUCCCAUCAUUUCCAUAUGGCUGUCGUGAACACACCCAUGUCAUUGCAAGUGCCUCCUAGAAGUAGCGGGAGGAGUGCCAGUUGUCCUCCGCUCGGAAGCAGACCCUUUUCGAUUCAAAGGCAACCAUGA